Messenger RNA from Syzygium oleosum, 1420 nucleotides. Its product is annotated as stearoyl-[acyl-carrier-protein] 9-desaturase 6, chloroplastic. The record is from RefSeq and is a predicted model, not a curated record. Gene Ontology annotation, cellular component: chloroplast stroma. Gene Ontology annotation, molecular function: stearoyl-[ACP] desaturase activity. Lineage: Eukaryota; Viridiplantae; Streptophyta; Magnoliopsida; Myrtales; Myrtaceae. Gene Ontology annotation, biological process: fatty acid biosynthetic process.
AUGCAAGCCUCCUCCUCCCUAGCAAGGCACCCUGCAUGGGCCCCACGUGACGCCCCCGCCGCCCCCCGCCGCCGCGUCCCUCCGCCGUCGGCCCCCAGCCUCCGCCGCCCGCCGCCCAUCUCCGCGGCGGCCGCCCUCAAGCACCAGAGAACGACCCACUCGAUGCCACCCGAGAAGGUGGAGGUGUUCAGGUCCCUGGAGGGGUGGGCCUCCCAGAACGUGCUCCCCUUGCUGAAGCCGGUGGAGCAGUGCUGGCAGCCCCAGGAGUUCGUCCCGGACUCGUCCCUGCCCACGGACGAGUUCACGGACCGCGUGGCGCAGCUCCGGGAGCGGACGGCCGAGCUCCCCGACGAGUACUUCGUGGUGCUCGUGGGGGACAUGGUCACCGAGGACGCCCUGCCCACGUACCAGACCAUGAUCAACACCCUCGACGGGGUCCGGGACGAGACCGGGGCCAGCCCGUGCCCGUGGGCCGCGUGGACCCGGGCCUGGACCGCCGAGGAGAACCGGCACGGGGCGUACCUCUACCUGUCGGGCCGGGUCGACAUGCUCAUGAUCGAGAGGACGGUCCAGUACCUGAUCGGAUCCGGAAUGGACCCUGGAACGGAAAACAACCCGUACUUGGGAUUCGUCUACACGUCGUUCCAGGAGCGAGCCACGUUCGUCUCCCAUGGCAACACGGCCCGGCUGGCCAAGGAGGGCGGCGACCCGGUGCUCGCGCGCAUAUGCGGGACCAUCGCAGCCGACGAGAAGCGCCACGAGAACGCCUACUCGAGGAUCGUCGAGAAGCUCCUGGAGGUGGACCCCGCGGGCGCGAUGGUCGCGAUCGCCGACAUGAUGCGCAAGAAGAUCACGAUGCCCGCGCACCUGAUGUACGACGGGCAGGACCCGAAGCUGUUCGAGCACUUCUCGGCCGUGGCGCAGCGGCUGGGCGUGUACACCGCCGACGACUACGCGGACAUACUCGAGUUCCUGAUCGGCCGGUGGAGGCUGGAGAAGCUGGAGGGGUUGACGGCCGAGGGGAGGCGGGCUCAGGACUUCGUCUGCGGGCUCGCGCCCCGGAUCAGGAGGCUCCAGGAGCGGGCUGAGGAGCGAGCCCGGAUGAUGGGCCCACAGGGUGUAAGGUUCAGCUGGAUGUUCAACAAGGAGAUCAAUCUCUACUCCUAAAAAUCUACAUGGGAAGACAGGAAGGGAAAAAGAAAAGAGAGUGUGAAGCUUCGUUUUGAGGUUUCAAGACAGUUCAGUUUGGCUUUGAGAACAGAAGUUGCAUGAAAGAUGACUGAAGCUUAAUUUUCAGUUCAAAGUGUAUUAUAAACUUAGAAGUGUGGCUGGUAGAUUACAAUAUGGAUUAUGUUCUUGUUCAUUCACUUAAAUUCCAAUCAGGACCUUUGUUUCAACAAGAAAAUGUUGAGUUCCGUAA